AUGUAGGGCAGCAUCACAAUCACCAAACCAUCAAGGAGUUUGGGUCUGGGGAUUCAACCCCCUAAGUCCCUCAGGAUAGCUGAAGGCAUAAAGAAGUCAUCUACUGGCCGAAUGAAAGCUAUUUCCCACAUCCUUGAAAGUGACGAUGGGCUACCAGGGAAGAUCAGGUGUGUAACACAGAGACUCCAGAAAACCUGAGCCUUCCGACUCCAGGUUGCCCAAUACUAAUAGCCAUACCUGCUCUAGGAAACAACCUUCCUAAUCUCUCUGGAAUGGCCGCACCGGUUCUGAGCAACCUUUGGAUCCAGCCUCCUUUCCCCCAUCUGCCUGCUCACUUGCUCGCAGGCAACGCCAGCCUGCAAAGUUUUGUGCCUCCGGGAGUGUCGCACCUCCAAACCAUCCAUGGGGAGCAACUGCAGCUAGCUAACCUGACACCCUGUAACCCUCCUGUCUCUACCUUUCCUCAGCCUUUCUACGCGCCUCUGCCACCUCAAUAUCAAACUCUUCCUGGCCCUGGAACCAUACAGAAGAUCCCCAGACCCUCCUAUCCCCAACAUCGGCUUUCAGGUCAUUCAGAGGCACAGGCCACCUCCGACGUGGGCCUUCAACUCGGACAGAGGUGGCCGCUCGAACUUCCUACCAGCCAACCAGCCUCUUUGCAAGAGAUCAGAGCCCCUGAAGAGGAACCACAGAAGGCCCAGUCUUACCAUCUUCCGGGAUCUCUUGAUCAGCCAAGAAGUAGCCUCCAUCAGUUUGUGGGCUCACCUUUGGCUCCUUCUUCAUCGUUACACUACGAUUUGGAGGACAUUCCUCACCUCCUUCCAGUGUUGGAAGUGGACCAAGAUCCAGGAGGACACCCGUCAGGUGCCAGUCUGAAGGCUGAGGUCCCACAGGCCUCUCGAGACCAAGAAGCAUCCGAGCCAGACCCUAGCAAAAAUUUUGGGCUGAAUGAUGGUGGUCAGUUCCAGACCUCCUCAAAAGGGAAAGGGAAAAGGAAGAUCCCUUGGACUGAAGAAGAGCCUCCAGCAAAAAAAACCAAAGAGGAGGAGAAAACUCAGCAUCAGAUGCCAUCUAAGGCCAGGGCAAAAGGGCCGCAGAGGAACAAACCUUGCAAACAUAUCUCUGCAAAGGGGGCAGCGGAUGCCUCGAAAUCCAAAAUCGCCCCUUGUGUUCUGGAGGCUCAAGAUCUCACCCAGGCAAAGAUGCCUCCUGAACUUCUGACUGGGCCUGAAGAGCCAAAGGCCGUGCUUCCUGAACUCCUUCCAGAGCAGCCAGCUGAAGAAGGCGACUCUUCUUCUUCCAGAGACUCCAAGACGGGCCAUGCCUCUUGCGCCGUGGAGAAGAGCCAGCCUAGAAGCCAAGACAAGCAGGAAGCAAGGAAAAACGUGAGCCUGUGUGGCACCAAAAGCAAGAAGUGCUGCCCCAAAAGAGAAGCGGAAGGAGCCCCAAAGCCAACCCCAAAGACCAACCUGGCUUUCAAACUGAUGGAGUCCGUACAAGUCUUUCACCCACUGGGCAAGCAGACCGUUCCAACUCUGCCGAGCAAGAAAGGCCAUUCCGUUCCACCGGUUCCAAACCAUCUUAUCACGGAGGCCAACCUUUUGCCUAAACCAGCAUCUUAUCCAUCUUCCCAACCUCUGACCACUGCACCCAAGCCGCCACUGCACUUCCUACCAGCCUCCCAGCUGCAUCUCCAAUGCAAGCCACCAGCAGCCUCCAUGUCAAAAUUACCUUCACACCCUCCAUCCAAACCGUCACCCCAGCAUCUGCCUAAGCCACAGUCACAGCCCUGGCAAAAACGGUCGUUAAUCCCUGUGCCUACUCAGCACCCAAAGCUCCUGGGGAAGCAGGUGCCCCCUGCCACGAUCCCACCUGCCCCAAAGACCUGGGAUUCCGGAUUUCCAUGCAGCAGAGACUGGAGAACCCAGACUGCAGCUGCCGGGAAAACCACCAGUCUGGGCUCGAAGGCAGCUGGCUUAAGACCAAAUGUUGGGCGCUCCGGCAACAUUGCAGCACCAGCCAAAGUCCCGGUGCCUAAAGGUCCAUCUUCAUCGCCACCGUAUAAAGGGGACAUGUUCAGACCCUGGAGAAUGCCGCCCCCCGACCUGGAGGUCUCGCAACCCAUCACGGACGAGCAAAGGCCCAUUCGGGAGAUGAUGAAGCGAGAAGCCCAGAUGGAGAGGGAGGAAGCAGCCUGCUGGACUUCGCUGGGGAGGAUAAAGAUCUUUGAGGAGCGGGAGAAAGAAAUGGACAUCUCCCUCUAUUACGGUUAUCCCAGCUUCGGCUGUCCUUGGAGAACGUCCACUUGGGCUUGUCCAUCUGGAAGGUUGCAGGCUGGGAACGUGCGACCACAUUUGGGGUCGGAGUUUCGAUCAUCGAGAGACUGAUGCGGUUGUAAACCAAGAUCUCACAUGACCAUAUCAAUUAGCAAUAACAAUCCCAGCAAUCAUGGUUGUGGUCCUUCAUGGAGAAUAAAAGGUUGUUAAGGAAGUGCCCACCCCAAA
Pantherophis guttatus is the source of this 2504-nucleotide messenger RNA. NCBI's taxonomy places the organism in Eukaryota, Metazoa, Chordata, Lepidosauria, Squamata, Colubridae. The record is from RefSeq and is a predicted model, not a curated record.